Messenger RNA from Corticium candelabrum, 1063 nucleotides. Its product is annotated as cyclin-J-like. The record is from RefSeq and is a predicted model, not a curated record. Gene Ontology annotation, biological process: regulation of cyclin-dependent protein serine/threonine kinase activity; mitotic cell cycle phase transition. Gene Ontology annotation, molecular function: cyclin-dependent protein serine/threonine kinase regulator activity. The transcript has 4 exons. Bases 90 to 968 code for a protein of 292 amino acids. Gene Ontology annotation, cellular component: nucleus; cytoplasm; cyclin-dependent protein kinase holoenzyme complex. Lineage: Eukaryota; Metazoa; Porifera; Homoscleromorpha; Homosclerophorida; Plakinidae.
UCACCAGUCAGUAACAUCAACACGUGCGCGGCCACAUUUUUUCAUUCUCCACACGACAAGGCGGCGGAGAACCUCUCUACUCGUCGGCCAUGCUCGCACCGUUUGCUCAAUGGUGGACUAGCGAUCUAGCGCAAGAAAUCCACGAAAAUCUACGCGGAAGAGAAGGAAAUCAUGAGAUGACGUCACUCGUUCAAUGGCCAAUUCUCUCAUCGAGCCGGCAGCGGCAACGACGACGUCUCGUCGACAAGAUGGUGAACAUAUGUGAGAGAGCAGACCUACUAGAGCGCACCGUCCACUCGGCCGUUCUCUACAUCGACAAAUUCAUUGCCAUCACAAAUCUACAAGACACGCACGUUCACUUGGCUGCCCUGGCGGCCAUUCUAGUCGCAGCCAAGUAUCAUGAACGUGAGGAGAACAUUCCGGCGAUCGCCGUUCUCAACACUAUCUCUGCCCAGCACUUCUCCGCCUCUCAUGUACAGAGUAUGGAACUCAUUCUGCUCGACUGCCUCGAGUGGAAUCUGGGAGAGCCGACCAUCAUGUCGUUCAUUGAAUAUUAUAUGAUCCAGACGGUACAUCCCGAUGAUUACCACUGCGAUCAACCACUGGGUAACGUUGACAAAGCCAGGAAAUAUGUCAAAAAGUAUGCUCAGUAUUUUCUCCAGAUAUGCUUACAAGAAUACGAACUUCGAAUGUAUGUCCCAUCUUGCACUGCAGCUGCUGUCAUAGCAGCUAUCCGUUCGUGCCUAUGUCUGGCCCCUACAUGGCCCAAACGACUUGAAACCACUACUGGUUAUCAGACUCCUCAAAUAGCUCAUUGUGUGCACAAAAUGUUGCUGAUACACGAUGAGGACAGACAAGCGACAGAAAAGGAGAAAAUUUUGACUGCCUCUAAAGCGACUACGAUGACAACGACUGCAGAGACAGUUGCAGCAAUGCUGACUUGUAUUACAGCAGUGCAAGCUAGUUAAGUCCCAUUGUGCUAUGCGAAUAUUGCAAAUACUUAAUAGUAUUGCUGUACAUUGUGUUUACAUAUUUAUAAAGUAAUGAAAGAUAAAAUAUUAUC